UUGAGAUGGACUUGAAGUGGAAUCCUGGCAGCAUUUCUCAUCCAGCUUCAGCUGCCGUUGGGGUGACUGAUUCCAGCUGGCAAAGCACCCCAAAUCCCAGCCCCUCGGUGAGAGAUGAUGGAGAGCUGCUUGUGGAGGAAUACCUUUCUCCCAGGAAAUUGAGAGCUCUGACAGGUGUGGAUGACCUGCAGGGAGUGCAGGUCCUGGAGGUGAGAGUGGAUACAAGAGACAGCAGUCUGGGGAACUUGGGUGCCUACCUCCCCAGCCUGAGAGAGCUGAAGCUGAAUGACAGCUUGCUGGUGACUGUGAGGGACCUGGGAACCAGCCUGUCCCAUCUCCAGGUCCUGUGGAUGGCUCGCUGUGGGCUCACUGAUUUGGAUGGGAUCUCUUCCUGCAGCUCUCUAAAGGAGCUCUACGUAGCCUACAACAACAUCUCUGACCUGAGCCAGCUGCCCUGGUUGGAUCACCUCGAGGUUUUGGACCUGGAAGGGAACCACAUUGAGGACAUCAACCAGAUGCAGUACCUGGGACUCUGUGGCAAGCUGAGGUGCCUGACAGUGGAGGGCAACCUCAUCUGUCUGAAGCCAACUGCAGAGGCUGCAGAGGCCUCAGGUUAUAACUACAGAGCUGCAAUCCAAAAGCUCCUUCCUCACCUGCAGUGCUUGGAUGCGACACCCACGAGCCAGAGCUGUGGCCUUCCUCCCAGGGCUGCUCCUGAGGAUUGGCUCCUCAGCAAGGAAGGUGCUUCAGCUGGAGACAUUGCAUGGUCAGGACUCAGUCAAGUCAUCUGUGGCAACCCCACCAAGACCCUUGAAGCAAGGAAGCCAAAGCUGGGUCCCUCUGCAGUGGGAGCUUUGCACCUGGAUGGUGUGAGGACAGAAAACCUUUCUGGCUCUGGCUCUGGAGGAGGUCAGCAGCAGGAGGGUGAAUCUCCUGACCUGGCAGCACAGAGAGAGCAGCACAAGAGGGGCCUGCAAAGAGGUCAGCACCAAAAAGCCAGCAGUGAGGAGAAGAGUGGAGACUGCAGCCUGGCUGCCAGCUGUGAUGAGGAGUUGAGGGAGAGCAGUGAUGAAGAUCUGCUUGAAAGGAUUUCCCUGGAUUCUUCUCACCACUCCUGGCUCUGCCAGGCUCCCUCAGGUCCUUCCCAGGCUCAGGAGGCUGCAGUGUUCCCCAGCCUGAUCCCUUGUCUCAUUCCAUCCCCUCCCAAAAGCCCUUCACCUGCAUCUCUAACACCAGCAAGACCCUGGAGAAGGAGGAACCACAGAGGAAGGUGCCUAAAACUACCCAGCCAGGAGGACUGGCACUGGAUGCAGCCAUGCCAGCCAAGGGCUCAUCAGGAAGCUUCUACCCAGUCUGUGGGCAAGGACCUUGCUCUGCUGGGCCAGUACAGCCUGCAGGCAGCCUGCAGAUGCCCGGGGCAGGGCCAGAGCGCGGCGAGCACCCACCGGGCACAGCCUGUUGGCUGCAGCAUCAGGCCCACCAUGACCCAGAGCCCUCCUGGAGAGACCAACCAGCAGCUGCCAGCUCUCUGCUCAGCCACAGGAGCCUUGCAGAGGUCUGGGCUGCUGAGCACCACUUGGCCCCUGACUGCCAGGGCCAAGCUGCCAUCGUUGCCAGACAGACCCACAGCCUCAGCAUCUCAGAGCACACACCCCCAGGCCUAGAAGAUGUGGAGCCCUGAUCACAGCACAAUCUUGAAGGCCUGAUGCUACCUUCCAGCUUCUUCUGCAGCCAGAGCAGUGCAAGUGGAGCAGUUCAAACGUUUUGCCUCACUUCAGGCUCCAGCUGGCCCCAGGGACUUGGAGCUUAAAGAGCAGCCCUGAGCACCAGAGGAGCUCUUAGCCUCUCAGGGCAGAACUAUGUGGUGAUUCUUGCAGGCUUCAUGCCCUAAAGCAGAACAAGUCCUGACCUCUUCCCUCUCUCCCAGCCUGUGUGUCAGGCAAGGCUGUGAUCCAAGCCAUGGAGCCUGCUGUGAGGGCUGUGGGCUGGGCAGGAGGCAGUCCCUGGCUGAGCAGCAGCCUCACAGUGUAGCUUUUGGAGCCCUGGGUGCCCAGCAUGCAAGGGACAAAGCCAAGGGCUGGAGAGGGAGCAGGAGGUCAGGGAGAGCCCUGAGUGCUGCCCCAGGAAGGGCCCAAGGAGGCUGAGUGGUUUCAGAGCUCCAACUCCCACCAGCUCUCACCCCACCCAUAGCUACCUGAGGGGCCUUGUAGGGCUGCACACAAUCUCCUCCUCCUCU
Pogoniulus pusillus (Red-fronted tinkerbird) is the source of this 2236-nucleotide messenger RNA. RefSeq names its product leucine rich repeat containing 56 (gene LRRC56). Gene Ontology annotation, molecular function: protein binding. Bases 6 to 1664 code for a protein of 552 amino acids. Lineage: Eukaryota; Metazoa; Chordata; Aves; Piciformes; Lybiidae. The transcript has 11 exons. The record is from RefSeq and is a predicted model, not a curated record.